This is a messenger RNA of Pestalotiopsis fici W106-1, 1599 nucleotides long. RefSeq lists its product as uncharacterized. The coding region runs from base 1 to 1599 and encodes 532 amino acids. NCBI's taxonomy places the organism in Eukaryota, Fungi, Ascomycota, Sordariomycetes, Amphisphaeriales, Sporocadaceae. The transcript is spliced from 5 exons. The record is from RefSeq and is a predicted model, not a curated record. Gene Ontology annotation, cellular component: membrane. Gene Ontology annotation, molecular function: transmembrane transporter activity. Gene Ontology annotation, biological process: transmembrane transport.
AUGAAGGACGACAAGGCCGAAGUCACCCACCUGGAGAGCCAUGCUCUUCCUGGGGACAAUGAUGUUGUUUUCGAACAAGAAGAAGUCGCCGUCAUGGGCACUGUCAGAUUGACAGACGGUGAUAUUGUUUAUGUCCCAACACCAAGUGCUGAUCCUCAGGACCCUCUGAACAUGACAACUUGGCACAAGUAUGCCGUCAUCAUUAUUAUUUCCAUAUUCUCGACUCUCGGCCUGGCCCUCGUUUCCGGCUUCGGUGGCCUUCUUGGCUUUUACAUUCCCGAGUAUGCUGCGGUAGGCAAAGACUAUGCAGACAUCACCCACCUCAUGACAUACCCUACGCUGUUCAUGGGCAUUGGCAAUUUGAUCGGCAUGCCUAUUGCGUACGCUGUCGGUCGACGAAUCGUCUUUCUCUUCUCAACAGUCAUCGUCAUAGUCGGUGCCAUUCUGUGCGCCAAGGCUCAGAACUAUGAAUGGCACUUGGGUGCGAGGAUGCUCUUGGGGCUCGCUGCCGGACAGAGUGAGGCACUCGUGCCAAUGAUAACACAGGAGAUUUUCUUCCUGCACGAGCGAAGCAGAGGUUUGAUGAUUCAGCAGACUGUACAGGUCAUUCUGACUGCAGUCGUGGUCCUCUUUGCUGGCCCCAUCGCCGAGGCAAUUACACCUCAAGGAUGGUAUGGCUUGGGUGCGGGACUGGCUGGUCUACAAUUGAUCCUGUCCAUCUUUCUCCUGCCAGAGACCAAGUACUACCGACCUGCUUCGGCUUUCCAAGAGAGCUCUGGUUCGGACGAGGAUGGCAAGCCACAGAGAAGUACCCAACGUGUUGAGCUCGACCUCGUCAACUACGCGCCGCGGACCUGGAGGUCAGACAUGCGCCUAUGGGUCGGCGAGCCGGAAUGGAAGAAGGGCUGGGAUACUUUCCGUCAGACCUUUGAGCUCAUUCUGUUUCCCAACGUCUUUUGGGCUCUCUGUCUCAACGGCGUCACCCUUGGCUGCAACAUUGCCAUUGGCACCACAUAUGGUACCAUUGUGACGGGCGCUCCAUACAACUGGCCACAGUCUUCUGCCAGCUACGUAAAUUGCGGUCAGAUUAUCACCGCCCUGGUUGCGUUGCCAUUCUUUGGUCACGGAUCAGACAAGAUUAUUCGCUGGUUCGCGGACCGCCGCGGGGGUUUGCACGAGCCCGAGACGCGCAUCAUACCCUUGAUCUUCCCCAUCGUGAUUGGCAUCAUCACCGCGGUGCUCUACGGUUUGGGCGCCGAAAACCCAGAGAAAUUCCACUGGUUCGUCUAUGUUUGGGGUGUAGCCGCCUAUUAUUUUGCCUUUGUCGGCGCCAAUAUCGUGGCCAUUACCUACCUCCUCGACAGCUACCCGGCCCGCGCCGGUCCCAUGUUGAUCGUCAUAUGUGCAUUCCGCGGCAUCAUCUCUUUUGGUGUCAGCUAUGGUAUCAGUCCGUUCAUUGAGAGUCAUGGAUAUGCAGCCACCUUUUCCACGUUUGGUGGUCUUACUGGAGCGUUUGGACUGUUGGGAGUGCCCGUCUACUUCUAUGGCAAGAGGAUUCGUCAAUACACCGGCAAGUUCUCAAAGGAUAAGUCGGAUUGA